Molecule: messenger RNA, 3561 nt
Organism: Notolabrus celidotus (New Zealand spotty)
Lineage: Eukaryota; Metazoa; Chordata; Actinopteri; Labriformes; Labridae
Gene: wfs1a
Product: Wolfram syndrome 1a (wolframin)
Exons: 12
Coding region: 61-3258 (1065 amino acids)
Biological process (GO): endoplasmic reticulum unfolded protein response; calcium ion homeostasis
Cellular component (GO): endoplasmic reticulum membrane; endoplasmic reticulum
Molecular function (GO): protein binding
Source: RefSeq, a predicted model, not a curated record
CAAAUGUUUGACCUGGAGGGAACUACAGCUGGCAGACACAUUAAGUGAAGUAAAAGCAAUAUGGAGAAGGAGUUCCCAUCAACACCAACUGCUGUCAACAGCAAGGGGUCAUGCCCUGUCCUAGAUGGGCCCUCUCCCUCCUCCUCAAAACAGAUUCCUCCUUCCCAGAUCUCCAGUAACCUCCCGGCUGGCCCAUCCCGCCUUCAAAAAUCUCCAACCUUAACAGAAAAAACGACAGAACCCCAAGAAUUAUCCUUUACUUCUCAGCCAUCCCCUCAUGCCAACCCUAAACCGAUGGAUUCUCCUCCUUCUUUAGAGGCAUCAAAGCCUUCAGCUCCUGCUGCGUCUGCUAAACCUCCCUCUAAAACUGUUUCCACAAAAUCUGCUUCUUCUGUGACAAGCAAAACACCCCCAGUUAUCCUGCGUAACUCUUCCCCUCAAAUCCCAAAAGUUCCAUCCUUUUCCAAGCUUACAUCUUCUACACCUAAUAGCUCAGCCAAACCUCCAACAGAUCCCUCUUCUACUUCUCCAGCCCCAAUGAAACGCACCUUUGCUUCAAUGGCAAAGCGGGUGAUAGUACAGGAAAGACUCAGGAAAGCUGAGGAGGAAGCCAAUGAUGAAGAGGAAGAUGAAGAGCCAGAGGAAGAGUUGACUGUGGAGCAGAUGGAAGAGAAGGCCAAAACUGGUGAUGCCAGAGCUCAGACCCGUCUGGGUCAGCACUAUUUGCUUCUUGCAGAAGAGAAGGACAAAGAGCAAAAUAAUCAGCUUGCUGUUAAUUGGCUGAUUAAAGCAGCUAAACAGGGGAGGAAAGGUGCAGCAAGGGCACUGCAAUGCUGUUGGAUACAGAGGAAAGGAAUUACUCCAGAGAAUGAGGCAGAUGUGCGGAAGUUGGCAACAGAGAGUAAGUUUGAGCUGGCAGUACGUAAAGCAGCCAUGAUGAUGUACUGGAAACUUAACCCAGAUAGGAAGAAGAAAGUGGCUGUGGCUGAGAUGCUAGAGAAUGUCAGCCAGGUCAAUGCAGUGCAAGGUGGUACUGCAAGCAGGAUUCCUCCCCCAACCUCAGGCCAGACACAGAAAGUAUUGGAGAGCCUGGUCAGCAAUGAGUCUUCACAGAUGGUGGACCUGGAUGACUUUGUUGAGAUGACUAAAAAGUAUGCAGAAGGUAUAGUCCCCUCUGCAUCCCCAACUGGCAGCCAGGUUACAACCAAGAGGGAAAUCCCUCCACCUCGGGACAGAGGUGAAGAGCAGAAAGCUGAGCUGGUCCCAUUAGGACACAAGAAGACCCACAGGAGUUCUUGGAGUUUUGGCCGUAGUGGGAUAAUGCUACACUCUAAGCAGAACGGGGCCAUAAAAAAAGCCAUGGACAUGAAAUCACGCCUAAUGAUACUGCAGUACCCACUGCAUUCCAUAGUUGAGAUGAAAGAGCACCUGGUGGACUGGGCGUCGCGGGCUGGCGUCCAGUGGCUGAGUACAGCCAUCCCCACGCAGCACGUCAACGCACUAAUCUUCUUCUUCAUAAUCAGUAACCUGACCAUCGACCUGUUUGCCUUUGUCAUCCCUUUGCUUGUCUUCUACCUUUCUUUCGUUUCAAUGAUCAUCUGCACACUGAGGGUUUUCCAGAGCAGCAAAACUUGGGAGAACUUUAGUGCCCUAACAUCACUGCUGACACGUUUCGAAACUGGCCUGGAUGUGGAGCAGGCCGAAACCAACUUUGGCUGGAACAACCUUGAGCCAUACCUUUAUUUCAUCCUUUCUGUUUUCUUCAUCAUUUUCUCCUUCCCUGUGGCUGACAAAGGCUGGAUCCCCUGUUCUGAGCUCUCCACUGUGGCCAUCUUCUUCACAGCUGUCAGCUACCAUAGCCUCAGUCCCACUGCUGCCACUUAUGCACGCAAAGCAAUGGUCAUAGAGGUAGCUUCUUCAUUGUGUUGCCUGACUCAGUUCCUGCCAGAGGACAAGACAAUGCUUCGCCUCCUGGGCUAUACCUUUGCCACACUGCCACUAGGGGAGUCAGUGGUGCUGAAGCUCAGUCUCCCUUGCCUGCUGUAUGUCUACCUAUUCUACCUGUUCUUCAGCAUGGCCAGGAUGCGUGGUUUCAGAGGGACUUACUGCUUCCUAGUCCCCUAUCUGGUGUGCUUCAUGUGGUGUGAGUUCUCGGUGGUGCUCCUCCAGAAUUCCUCAGCUGUGGGUCUAAUACGUACCUGUGUGGCCUACUUUCUCUUCUUAUUCGCCUUGCCUGUUCUGGCAUUUGGACUUGCAGCCAUGCUCCUUGUCCAGAUUUGCAAGUGGUUCCUCGAGCUUGAGCUCACAAAGGUGAUUGUUACCUUGGUGAUUUGUGCAAUCCCUGUCACCCUUCGACUUUGGACACGUUUCAGCAUGUCUAUUCUGGAUGUCUUCCGUUCAAUGACCCACCGUGGCCCUGUCAAACUCAUCUUACUCUGCAUCUCCAUGGUGAUCCUGUUCUUUGCAAUCUAUGUGUACCAUGCUGAGGGGCAGAAGGUGUACAAUUCCACGCUUACUUGGGGUCAGUACAGCCAGGCAUGUGGGCCCCCUGCCUGGGAAACUAAAGGCGUGGCCCAAACACAGCUCUUCUGUAGCCACUUGCAAGGACAUAGAGUCACCUGGACUGGCCGUUUCAGGCAUGUCCGUGUGGCUGAGACGGAGAAUGGGGCACAGUCUGUCAUCAACAUGUUACCAGUGUUCAUGGGAGACUGGCUGCGCUGCCUGUAUGGAGAGAAGUAUCCAAAAUGUGAGCCAAAGAAUUCUACAGUGGCAAACCUAACUGCUGCCAAUUUGGCAGCCAGUUCUGCCUCAGCUUCAGUUUCACUGCCCUUACUGCUUCGAAUGCAAGAAGAAGAAGAGCUGUGCCAGCUCAAAGCUCUGGCAAAACACACCUGCCACAUAAAGCGCUUUGACAGCCAUCGCUUUGAGGUAGCAGUAGGAAUGAUCCGAGAUGGGGGCAUGGACGACCCAGCCAGAGAUAUAUCAUUAAUGGCCAGCCAUGAGUUCAGACAAGUUCUCCUAAACCUAAGUCCUGGUAACAUGGUUGAGUUCAGCACUAAGCUGGAGGGCCGACUAGGAGCCAGAGCUCCAGCCUUUGAGUUGAAGGCUAUCCACUGCCUGGACUGUGAUUCUACACUGCUGACCGGAGGCAGGCAGGUAAAGAUUGAGAGAGACUGGAGACGUACCACAAUGAGAGCCCUGAAGUUUGCCUUCGAUUUUUUCUUUUCCCCUUUCAUGUCAGCAAAAAUCUCUGCCUGAGAAGAAUGACGGUGAAUCUUAAGCCACAAUGACUCACUCAAAUGUCUUCUGGAGGUUCUUUUGCCGUAUUCUUGUGAUUUGAUUUUGUUACUACCGAUACAACCUAACAUUAUUGUUUACAUUUUGAUCAAACAUGGAACUUGUUCGUGCAGUUCAUGUACCUCCAAAGUAGUUCAAGAAAGGUCAGUAAGUAACUAACUCACUGUUACAAUCUGUCAUUUUUUGAAUGCUACACUUCUGAAACUACAAAGUUAUAAACUUAUCUCUUUGUACCCAGGGUCUUGUUUGUCAAACCAUGAAAGC